AAAAAAGAGAGAAAAAAAAACCCGGAUCUAACUCUGUUACCUAAAAGGGGUAAACGAAAUUCACCAUUGAAGUAGCUUGGAAGUUGAAAUCCCAUUGAAAAAGAAGAAUUAAAGGAAUGGAAAAGGAAGCAAAGAAAGAAGGUUUCAGGAAGUAUCUGGAGGCCAGUGGAGUUCUUGAUGCUCUAACCAAAGUCCUUGUUGCACUAUACGAGCAGAAUGACAAACCUUCUUCAGCUCUUGAAUUUGUCCAGCAAAAAUUAGGUGGUCCAUCACUGUCUGAAUAUGAAAAGCUACAAGCCGAGUUAUCAGAUCUGCAAAUCAAGUAUAAUGAACUUAUAAAAGAAAACCAAGAAAGAUGCAGAGAGUUGGAGGAAUUGAAACACACACAAGUAGAAGCAUCAGCUAAUAAGGAGCUUGAUGUAGGAAAUACUCAUGAUGAAGAACUCAAUACAGAUGUAGUAAAGUGUUAAAAAUGCCUUAAAGACUUCAAUUCUUUUGAAUACUGAAGCUGUUGUAAUCUCAUUUUUUUAAAAGGAAGUUUGAUAUGUAAUGACGAUAGGUCAAAAAUCACGUGUCUACAACUAUUUCUCGGAUACCAUCUUCUAAUUCUUGAGUAAUAUAUUGUACAUGGCUUCGAUGUCGUGGAGUUGAUUCGCGU
Messenger RNA from Solanum stenotomum, 658 nucleotides. RefSeq lists its product as uncharacterized. The transcript has 5 exons. Gene Ontology annotation, cellular component: nucleus. Gene Ontology annotation, molecular function: transcription coactivator activity. NCBI's taxonomy places the organism in Eukaryota, Viridiplantae, Streptophyta, Magnoliopsida, Solanales, Solanaceae. The record is from RefSeq and is a predicted model, not a curated record. Bases 117 to 470 code for a protein of 117 amino acids. Gene Ontology annotation, biological process: regulation of DNA-templated transcription.